AUGGUAAAAGUCUGGCUCAUUACUGGAUGCUCGUCUGGCUUCGGUCAGGAAAUCGCCCUGGCCGCGCUGGCCCACGGCGACACAGUCGUUGCUACCGCGCGUGACCCCACCAAGCUUGCACAGCUCGCCGAGCGUGGUGCUAUCACGGAGCAGCUCGAUGUGCUCGAUAGCGAUGAAAAGCUGAGCAGCCGCAUCGAUGCAAUUGUGAAGAAGACGGGCGGGAUCGACAUUCUCGUCAACAACGCCGGCUACAUCCUGGCCGGCGGGGUCGAGGAGUGCAGCCGCAGCGAAGUCGAGGCGCAAUUCAGCACCAAUGUCUUUGGCCAGCUCAACAUCAUCCGCGCCGUGUUGCCCGUGAUGCGCAAGAAGCGCUCUGGCGUCGUCGCAAACUUGGGCUCCAUUGGCGGCUGGGCUGGAUCUCCUGCUGCGGGCUUGUACUGCGCCACCAAGGCCUGCGCCACCAUCCUCGCGGAAUCACUGCGCCAGGAGGUCGCCCAUCUCAACAUCAAGGUCACCUCCAUCGAGCCUGGCUACUUCCGCACCAACUUCUUAAGCUCCGGACACAAGACCAUGGCGGCUAACCGCAUCGCGGACUUGGCCGCAGGCGUCGACGGCACGUACGCCGGUCUCGAGGCUUAUAACCACAAGCAGCCCGGCGACCCACAAAAAGGCGCAAAGUUGAUUGAUGAAGCGCUUACGGGAACGGGCCGAUGCGAGGGACGAGAGCUACCUGUGCGUCUGAGUCUGGGCAGCGAUGCCUACCAGUUUGUGUCGGGUCACAUUGACCGGUACAAGAAGGAGCUUGAGAGCUGGAAAGACCUCACAACCACCACGGACUGCGACAACUGA
Messenger RNA from Pyrenophora tritici-repentis Pt-1C-BFP, 849 nucleotides. RefSeq names its product Short-chain alcohol dehydrogenase. Lineage: Eukaryota; Fungi; Ascomycota; Dothideomycetes; Pleosporales; Pleosporaceae. The record is from RefSeq and is a predicted model, not a curated record.